GUGUAACUGCAGCUCUGCGGUUGCCAUGGUACGGCGUCAGUCGCUGGAUUGAAGCAAACCUACAGACGUGGAGUGAGAACAGACAAACCGGUUUCUGACCCACAGACUUCCUCCUGUCUCACUGGGGAUAUUUACAGAGAGACUGCGAGCAGCCACCAGAACACAACAGCAGCCUGGAGACGAUCAAAUAUGGUUUAGAAGACAGAGGCGACUGGGGUGUGAUUGACAACAUGGAGUCUGAAAAUGCCACUGACCGAUAUGAAGACAACAAGGAUGGAAGUCGCCAGUCCCUCCGGAGUAGAAGUAAAGAUUCCCGAGCAUCAUCCAUCCAAAAACACAAAAGCAAUUCCCGGGAUAAUAUCGAGGAUAAGGAUGAAAACGAUUCCUGUGCUGAGAGUAGAUCCAAAACUAGAACCUGGCGUUCAGAUCCUGAUCGGGACCAGGUAUCAGAUGGUGAGGGUCGGAGAAGUAGUGGCUCCUUUUACUCAGAGGACUAUGAGAAUGAGUCUCCUUCAGAGCGUUCGCUCUCACCACAUUCCCGAUCCCGGACGCCACCAUCCCCUACUCCUCAAAAAGGGGUGCGGGCAAAGAGGAUUUCUGUCAGCCCCCUCUACAAAACAGGUGGUGUGGGGCGCAAGGGUUUGUCCCGUCCACAGCGUUUAGGUCGCCAACCCCUGACACAGCAGCAUCGGAAGGGAGUGCGAUCACAAAGCAACGAGUCCACAACCCCAAAAGACCUGGAUCUUGUGACCAAGCGGAUGCUUUCGGCCCGCCUGCUAAAGAUCAAUGAAUUGCGCAACACUCUUGCUGAGCUGCAGCAGCGCACUGAUGAGCUGCGGAAAGAAAACCGAAUCCUCAGACAGCUUCAGUUUCGUCAAGAGAAAGCCCUGCAGCGCUACGAUGACACAGAAAGCGAGAUUUCCCAGUUGUUGUCGCGCCACUCCAACGAGACCCAGGUGCUGCGCGAACGACUCAGGCGCACUCAAGAGCGCGAACGUGCGGCUGAGCGGAGGCUGAAAGAAAGCGAGGAGCAGCUGCAGAGAAGUCAGGCGACCAUCAUCCGGCUAAAGAAGCUGGUCGACCAGCGAGAGUUAGGAGCCAGGGACGAGUUGAGCCGCAAGCUGGAGGAAGAAAAGACACGAGCCCAGGAGGCAGAUCGCAAGAUUAAGGAGCUGGAGCGCAGCAUGGAGCUGAGCAACAGCAGUUACCAGAGGCAGUUGGCUGCAGAGAGGAAGAAGACCAUCAGUGCCCAGGAGGAGAUCAGGACCCUGCAGGAGGAGCUGGAGAGACUGACCAACAGACUUAAGGAGAAGGAGAGAGAACUAGACGCCACAAACAUUUAUGCCAACCGCAUGGUGAAAUCCUCACGUAGAACAGAUGCUGACAGCUGCACAAAGCGGAAAGUCCCCAGCAGGAACAGCAGCAAGGCAGUGCAGACUCAAGAUAUGGUGUCCAGUCUGGGUUUCCCCACACCCCCCCCUGCCAUCACCGAUGCCAAUGAUUACAGUGAGCAGGGACCUGAUGAAUACCUAUCACUCAAGGAGCUUGGUGGAGGGGACAGACAGGCAAAGACCGAAGACAGGAAUCAAAACCGGGAGCGACAGAAGACGAGUGACAAGGAAAAGGAAAGAGACAGGGAGAAAGAGCAAGACAAGCAGCAACUCAAGCAGGAGAUGAAUGCGCAUGAAGAGAAGGCGAAGAGAUUAAGAGACGGCGGUGAGAAAGAAUCUGAGGAAGAAGACAGAAAGAAGACAAGUUCACUGUUGAACCAGAAGGAGAAUGAGAACAACAGGAAGCGUGGUCAUGUCCAGGAGGAGGUGGAGAGGUGGAACCAAGAGGUUCUGGCCAAUCAGCAUACAGCAGAGGAAGCACGUGAGAAAAAAGAGCAGCUGCUGGCCAAGAUGCGCGAUAUAGAUCGUCAAAACCAGGGCGGCCAGGACUCCAUGUUUGCUGAGUCGAGUCUUUCCGAGACCAACAAAAGUUCAAGCGACCACUUUUCUCCUCGUCCUCCUGAGCAGAGGAACCAUAACUCUUCGAUUUUCAGCCUCACGGCACCAGAGGAGUCGGCCAGUUUGGGUGCUGGGGAUGGAAGCGGAGUAGGUGGAAGGAGAAUAGCAGGUAUAGAGGGUGGAGCAGCGACAACAGGGGUGGGGAGGAGAGCACUACGCCCUCAAAUCUCCAGUGACGAUUUGGCGUUCGGAGCCUACGCGCCAUCUUUCGGGCUCUCAACUUCCCGCGGGUCUUUUGGUUUCCCUCCACCUCCAUCCAGAGAGGACAGGGACUCUGCUUUAGAGGCAAUAGGUGUUUUUAGUCUCAGAGGGGUGGAGACAGAAAAAGAGAAGGACACAGAAAAAGGGACGGGCAAGGAUAGAAAGUCUAGUCUGAUGCAGCAGCUCUUUGGAGCAAUAGCCACACCCGCUGGUGACGGUGUGAGCGCCUCCAAUAGAAUGGGGGUCCUUAGUAGUCCUCCAACUACCAAUGGGGUACAUUCAAGAAAGGAAAGACUCCACAGCUUCAACUCAGGGUCUUCCACUCCUCCUGCGUCCUCUUUAAGCAUCCUACAUGUAGCUGAUAGCCGACCUGCCAUCCGUGCCAUCCCCUCAUUCGAUGACGACAUAGAGGAACUGACUUUAUGAAAGUAAUUUAGCCCAGAGGUAGUCGUUCUCAUAGUCGGCCGCCACGUCUGUUAAAUGAGGACCAUUAUCAACAAAAACAACCAAACAUAGAAGGGAAGAAACUGCAAAGUGUUAAAAGUACUAUAUGACAACAUACAUGAUAAUAUAUUUCCGCUUUUUAUUCGUCUUAAAAUUGUCAUCAUGUAGGAAAUAUGUAAUUGAAAGUGGUUGUACAGAAAAUGUGUUUUAAUUGUAGUUGCACUUUUUAGACUUUUGUUUUAUUUGAAGAUGUGUGUCACUGGCUGUAGUUCAGUUUAUCUGAGAAACACAAAGUCCGCAGAGCCACAACACACACACACACACACACACACACACACACACACACACACACACACACACACACACACACACACACACACACACACACACACGAUCCCUGCAUCUUGUCCAAUAAACACAAAGACCCAAUAUGAGAAGUACAGACAGUGAAACUGGGAAAAACAUUGUCUCAAUACGUUUCACAUUUCAGCGCUUUGCCAUAUUUUGUAGUGCCCAUGUGUAAUUAUAGAUCUAUUUAUUUUUUGUGGUUACAUUUGUGGAACAAAAUUUAUUCCAUUAACUUUCGUUUCUCUCUGAGACUCAGUAAUUUACCAUCAAGCGAUAUGUCAAUCAUACUAUACGUGGACUUAUUUUGGAAAAAAUCUGACAAUCACACAAAAUGGGUUAUUUUUGUAACUUCCUGCAAGUUUAUGUCUGUUAUUACAAUUAUUUAUAUGCAUUUUUAGUUGGAAAAUGUCCUUAACCCUACAGAAAAUAUAUUAUAGUUGAAUAAUCGGCAUAAUGGUUGUGUGUAAUCUAGCACAUUCAAAAGAUAUUGCUUUCUUUAGGCCUAUUUAUAGGAGUGAAUACUCUUAAUUCCUGGUGUGUUCCAGGGCCGUAUUACACUGAGCAGACAAUCAGCACUAAUACAAACCAUCAAGAGAAGCUACCAUGCUCUAUUUAUAUAACUGUUUAUUUAGUAUAUAAUUUUGUAUUUAUAAGAUUAAAAGUCAACGUGUAAAAUUAGUAUUUGUAUUUUCUCAGUUUCGAGGAGCUCUUUGUUAUAUGGUCGUUUUCAUGAGGGAAACAUGUAAUGAAAACUUUGUCCGUCACUUUUCAUAUUCUGAAUUUUUCAUGUUUUCUACUUUCUGUCCAGUGAUAUUAAAUGUUUCAAGCAACACAAA
Molecule: messenger RNA, 3838 nt
Organism: Hippoglossus stenolepis (Pacific halibut)
Lineage: Eukaryota; Metazoa; Chordata; Actinopteri; Pleuronectiformes; Pleuronectidae
Gene: lca5
Product: lebercilin LCA5
Exons: 10
Coding region: 231-2636 (801 amino acids)
Biological process (GO): intraciliary transport
Cellular component (GO): axoneme
Source: RefSeq, a predicted model, not a curated record